UUUUUCCAGUUGGAAGGAAAUUUUUUUCCUGUUGGAAGGAAAUUUUUUUCCAGUUGUCGGGAAAUUUUUUUCCUGUCGGAUGGAAGGACUCGGAAUGCCAGAAGGAUUUGA
This is a messenger RNA of Trichomonas vaginalis G3, 111 nucleotides long. RefSeq lists its product as uncharacterized. The annotation marks the transcript as partial. NCBI's taxonomy places the organism in Eukaryota, Parabasalia, Trichomonadida, Trichomonadidae. The transcript has a single exon. The record is from RefSeq and is a predicted model, not a curated record.